GGGGACCGAGCGGAGCCAUGCCGCGCUGACGGGGGGGCCCCCGCACCAACGCCGCCGCCGCCGCCGCCGGGUGGGGUGGGAGGGGCGGGAGCCGCCGCCGCCGCCGCCGCCUCCCGGGUGGGCGCCCUGCGCCGCGGACGCCGGCGGCCCGGGACGAGGUCUUCGGCGCGUCUGAGGCCUUGAGCCAAUGAAGUUGGAGCCCCUCAGAGGAGACACGGCCGGCCCGGCGUGGGAGCUGUAGGCUCGCGGGGUGCCCUCUCGGCUUCACAGUGGCGGAAUGCGCGCAGCCCCCCAGUCCCCCUGAGCCCGCGGACGACGCCCUUGCCCGGGAGUCCGGGAGUCGCCGAGCGCGGGGGAGGAUGGCCCUGGUGGACAAACACAAGGUCAAGCGGCAGCGGCUGGACAGGAUCUGUGAAGGUAUCCGCCCCCAGAUCAUGAACGGGCCCCUGCACCCCCGGCCCCUGGUGGCGCUGCUGGACGGCCGGGACUGCACCGUGGAGAUGCCCAUCCUCAAGGACCUGGCCACCGUGGCCUUCUGCGACGCACAGUCCACACAGGAGAUCCACGAGAAGGUGCUCAACGAGGCGGUGGGCGCCAUGAUGUACCACACCAUCGCGCUGACCCGGGAGGACCUGGAGAAGUUCAAGGCCCUGCGCGUGAUCGUGCGCAUCGGCAGCGGCUACGACAACGUGGACAUCAAGGCGGCGGGCGAGCUGGGCAUCGCCGUGUGCAACAUCCCGUCGGCAGCCGUGGAGGAGACGGCCGACUCCACCAUCUGCCACGUCCUCAACCUGUACCGGCGCAACACGUGGCUGUACCAGGCGCUGCGGGAGGGCACGCGCGUGCAGAGCGUGGAGCAGAUCCGGGACGUGGCGUCUGGCGCCGCGCGCAUCCGCGGGGAGACGCUGGGCCUCAUCGGCUUCGGUCGCACGGGGCAGGCGGUCGCUGUUCGAGCCAAGGCCUUUGGAUUCAGCGUCAUAUUUUAUGACCCCUACUUGCAGGACGGGAUCGAGCGGUCCCUGGGCGUGCAGCGCGUCUACACCCUGCAGGACUUACUGUAUCAGAGCGACUGCGUGUCCCUGCACUGCAACCUCAACGAGCAUAACCACCACCUCAUCAACGACUUCACCAUCAAGCAGAUGAGACAAGGGGCGUUCCUGGUGAACGCGGCGCGCGGCGGCCUGGUGGACGAGAAGGCCUUGGCGCAGGCACUCAAGGAGGGCAGGAUACGAGGGGCCGCCCUCGACGUGCACGAGUCGGAGCCUUUCAGCUUUGCUCAGGGUCCCCUGAAAGACGCCCCCAAUCUCAUCUGCACGCCCCACACGGCCUGGUACAGCGAGCAGGCGUCCCUGGAGAUGCGGGAGGCGGCCGCCACCGAGAUCCGCCGGGCCAUCACAGGCCGCAUCCCGGAGAGCUUAAGGAACUGUGUGAACAAGGAGUUCUUCGUCACGACAGCGCCCUGGUCGGUCCUAGACCAGCAGGCCAUCCACCCCGAGCUCAAUGGUGCCACCUACAGAUACCCCCCAGGCAUCGUGGGCGUGGCCCCCGGGGGCCUCCCCGCCGCCAUGGAAGCCAUCAUCCCCGGCGGCAUCCCGGUGACACACAGCCUGCCCACCGUGGCACACCCAUCCCAAGCGCCCUCUCCCAAUCAGCCCACGAAACACGGGGACAAUCGAGAGCACCCCAACGAGCAAUAGCAGAGUGACACGCGGGAAUCACUCGUGAACCCGGGACCAAGAGGCGCGGAGGUGAACUGAGCAAAGGAACGUGCCGGGCUCUGGCCCGCGCCUGCAGCGUGGGAACGAGCCGAGCCUCGGCGAGGCCGGGAGCGGCCCCCUUCUGUUGUCGUGUGUUAAGUUUCUCAUCUGUGCAUCCCAUCACCAAGAGUAAAUCCAUCCUCCCCUUCCCCAGCCGUCCCGUGCACCACAGGCCGCCUCAGGCGUCCCCGGCCGAGGAGGAAAAACGCUGUUGAGUGGAAAACCCCAUCCAGACUCUAGUCCCUUGGUCCCCGGGGCCUGGUCACCCCUUCUGUGAAAAGGAAGGAGAAAUCACUACAAAGCGGGGAGCAAACUGUCGGCGUGCCGAGCGGCCUGGCUCCCGAGCACGCGUCUCUCCGGAACCGCGGGAGGGGCGGGCAGGUUGGCUGUGAGCAGUUACACCCUCUGAUGAUGCAAAAAAAAACAAAAAAAAAAAAAAAGAAAAAAAGAAAAAAGAAAAAAAAAAGUAUUAAGUUUCACAAGCUGUUUGUACUCAAAUAUAUUUUCUCAGUUUCAGAUCCUCAGCUAUUUUAUUGAGUGGAAAGUCUUGAACUGAAGUAGUUCAAGAAGAAUAAUGUUGCAUUUCCUUAUGUCUCAGGAAACACUUUUUAUGGUAACUUGUCAGAUUGUCUAUGAACAAACCCACUUUUUUAGACAUUGAUAAAGUCUUCUUUUCUUCACAUGAUAUUUUAUACAAGGACACUUCAGGUGUGUUAUUAGAUGUGACUGAUUUUAACAAAUCCUCUUAGAUUUGUAUCAACUAGUUACAUGUUAUAUUCAUAGUCUUUUGUGAAUCAUCGCCUUUUUGUUUAAAAGAUGGCCUAUUUUGAGCCUUUGUAUAGGUACAUUCCUGUUUUUGUGACAAAAAAAAAAGCCCUUUCAAACUGUCCCAAACAGAAAUAUAAUGGCUAUCAGAACUGUUUUGUUUUAGUGUGAGUUACCGUUACUGUAUUUGUUUAUUGUAAAGGUGGACAUUUAGCGUUCAGUGCAGUUUUCAAUAAAAAGUAAUGAUAAAAUUUG
Sorex araneus (European shrew) is the source of this 2777-nucleotide messenger RNA. It is a transcript of the gene CTBP2, whose product is annotated as C-terminal binding protein 2. The record is from RefSeq and is a predicted model, not a curated record. The transcript has 11 exons. Bases 360 to 1697 code for a protein of 445 amino acids. Gene Ontology annotation, molecular function: NAD binding; oxidoreductase activity, acting on the CH-OH group of donors, NAD or NADP as acceptor; transcription corepressor activity. NCBI's taxonomy places the organism in Eukaryota, Metazoa, Chordata, Mammalia, Eulipotyphla, Soricidae.